AAAUAUCAUCUAUAUACGAACAUGUGGAAUGCCAGCUUACCCCUAUCAACAAUUAUAGGCCCACUCUCGCUCCCACUCUGCGGAUAUGAACGGUCGCUGCCUGGGUGUACGUGGUACCAUGCCCCCUUUUGUCAUUUCCUGCUCCCUCUGCUCUCUUCCUUUUCAUUUCACACCAAGGAAGAGACAUACGCAGAAAGAGAGAGAUAGAGAGAGUACCCUCGUCUCAGUUCUCACCGUAGCACAAGCGUUUAAAGCGUGCGAGAGAGAGUAUCCCUCACGCCACAAAUUAGUAGAGGCAUUAUAAGAGAGAGAAAGAGAGAACGAGAAAUUGGCACCAAUAUGAUGAAAUUGAUCAUGAGCGCAUCGCCGGGAAUGCCGUCGUCCUUCUCGCCCCCACCGACGUCGCAGCCGGCACCGCCGACGACGGCCGCCCCGUCGGUUCUGCCUGUGCGCACGAUCCCGGGGGGGUACGGGUGGCCGCUGCUGGGGCCGAUAUCGGACCGGCUGGAUUACUUCUGGUUCCAGGGACCGGAGACGUUCUUCCGGAAGCGAGCGGAGAAGAACAAGAGCACGGUGUUCCGUACCAACGUCCCUCCCUCCUUCCCCCUCUUCCUCCGCGUCAACCCCAACGUCGUCGCCCUCCUCGACUGCAAGUCCUUCGCCCACCUCUUCGACUCCGAUCUGGUGGACAAGUCAAACGUCCUCGUCGGCGAUUUCAUGCCCAGCACCAGAUUCACCGGCGAUCUCCGAGUCUGCGCCUACCUCGACACUUCCGACCCCCAACACACCAAGAUAAAAAACUUCGCUCUAGACACCUUGAAACGGAGCUCCACCGUUUGGGUAUUGGAGCUGGUGUCCAGCCUGGAUCCCAUGUGGGAUGCCAUCGACGCCGCCAUCGCCAAGGACGGCACCGCCAGCUACCUGGUCCCUCUGCAGAAGUGCAUCUUCCGAUUCUUCACCAAGUGCCUCGCCGGCGCCGACCCGGCGACGUCCCCGGAAAUCGCCAACUCCGGCUACGCCAUGCUCGACAAAUGGCUCGCCCUCCAGCUUCUACCCACCGUCAAGAUCGGAAUCCUACAGCCCCUUGAAGAAAUUUUCCUCCACUCCUACGCCUAUCCCUUCUUCCUGGUCAGCGGCGACUACAGAAAACUCGUCGAGUUCGUCGAGAAAGAAGGCAAGGAGGCCGUUGAAAGGGGGCAGACCGAGUUCGGACUGAGUCAUCAAGAAAUAGUUCACAACAUCCUCUUCAUGCUGGGUUUCAACGCGUUCGGCGGCUUCUCCGUCUUCCUACCCACAUUGAUAAACGCCCUCGGCAGCGACAAGACCGGGUUGCAGGAGAAAUUGAAGAAGGAAGUGAGGGAGAAAACCGGUUCAACCCUGUCGGCUCUGAGUUUUGACUCGGUGAAGGAGAUGGAACUGGUCCAGUCCUUCGUGUACGAGACGCUCCGGUGCUACCCACCGGUGCCACUGCAAUUCGGGCGGGCCCGGAAGGAUUUCGAGCUGAGUUCGCACGAUUCGGUGUACAAGAUCAAGAAGGGGGAGCUUCUGUGCGGGUACCAGAAGCUGGUGAUGAGAGAUCCGAAAGUGUUCGAGGACCCGGAAAGUUUCGUUCCGGACCGGUUCACGAAGGAGAAGGGGCGCGAGUUACUGAGUUAUCUGUACUGGUCGAACGGGCCGCAAACCGGGUCGCCCAGCGCUUCGAAUAAGCAGUGUGCGGGCAAGGAGUAUGUGAUAAUCACUGCUUGCAUAAUUGUUGCUUACGUGUUGCUCCGAUACGACUCCAUAACGGCAACCUCGUCAUCCAUCACAGCCGUUGAAAAGGCCAAGUGAGAAAGUCAUCAGAUCGUGGGGAUUUGAGGAUAAGCUGUAUCUCUGUCGGUGAUGCACCUGAUCAGUCACAUGAGAGAAAUUUUAUUGUUAAACAGGUUAGUUUGAUUGGUGUAAUCAAAGUCGAACUUUAUGAAUGAAUAGAGUUGUUUAAUAUUUUAUUACUUCUUAGAGGGAUGUAGUUUUAUAAUCUUUUAUUUAUUAAAACCAUUCGAACUUACUACAA
This is a messenger RNA of Malania oleifera, 2053 nucleotides long. Its product is annotated as fatty acid hydroperoxide lyase, chloroplastic. Gene Ontology annotation, molecular function: monooxygenase activity; iron ion binding; heme binding. NCBI's taxonomy places the organism in Eukaryota, Viridiplantae, Streptophyta, Magnoliopsida, Santalales, Ximeniaceae. The record is from RefSeq and is a predicted model, not a curated record. Gene Ontology annotation, biological process: sterol metabolic process. The transcript is spliced from 2 exons. Bases 340 to 1830 code for a protein of 496 amino acids.